Messenger RNA from Drosophila sulfurigaster albostrigata, 1264 nucleotides. It is a transcript of the gene Smug, whose product is annotated as single-strand selective monofunctional uracil-DNA glycosylase. Gene Ontology annotation, biological process: base-excision repair. Lineage: Eukaryota; Metazoa; Arthropoda; Insecta; Diptera; Drosophilidae. The record is from RefSeq and is a predicted model, not a curated record. Gene Ontology annotation, molecular function: oxidized pyrimidine nucleobase lesion DNA N-glycosylase activity; single-strand selective uracil DNA N-glycosylase activity.
UAUUUAGAAUGCCUUCUACUACAAUAAAAAAGUUCAUUUAUUUAAGAUAUGUUUAAUACAUGCAAUAAAUAUAUUGUCUUUCGGAAUACAAAACUAUAAUUUUUAAAUUAAUUUGCGCAUAUGUGUUUCGAUUAUUUUGAAAUAUGGCAUUCCCACACCGCGAAAGUGUUGCUUCUUUCUUUUUUAUUUGCUUAAAAUAUAAAAUGGUAUAUACUGCUUGAAAUAUAAAAUGGUAUAUACUGGCGGCACUGGCAGUUGUCAGCUGAUUUCAGUUACGGUCAUUGAUGUUUUCUUAAACUGCGCGCUAAAUUUGCAUAAACUGAAAAUUUUAAAUAUGCUGAAAAGAAAAUUAGAAAAACAAGCAGCACUAACUGAGGACAUUAAGCCCAAGGUAACUGCGUUACCUGGAGCCAUCAAUUCGGAAUUGUUUCGACAACCACUUUGGAUGGACUUCUAUGAAAUUGAGUGCACACUGAAUAAGAAAAUUGCUUCACUUGAACCGCCAAAAAAUAUUAAAUGCAUAUACAAUCCGUUAGAAUAUGCAGCCUCAUUGCAUUGCGCUUACCUACGUCGUUUCUUGAAAGGACGCAAGCAAUUAAUGUUCAUUGGCAUGAAUCCAGGUCCAAAUGGAAUGGGGCAGACAGGAGUACCUUUUGGCAACGUUCGUACUGUCCGUGACAUAAUGCAGCUAACGGGCGAGGUACUUCAGCCACCCUUGGUGCAUCCCAAACGGCCCGUGGAGGGACUGAAUUGCAAAAUUGAGGAGCCAAGCGGUGUGCGCUUGUGGGAGCUUUUUCUGCAUUUAGCAGGCGGGAGAAUCGAUACUUUUGCAGACCGAUGUUUUGUACACAAUUUUUGUCCCUUGGCAUUCUUCGACGAGCACGGUCAUAAUAUUACACCGAAUGAGUUGAAAGGCGCAUAUAAGCAGCAGAUACGCGACAUAUGUUUGAAUGCUUUAGAACAGUUGCUUAACCUGGUUCAGCCACAAACUGUGGUGGCAGUGGGUGAGUACGUUUAUACAGCAUUAAGUCGCUCGUCUUACUGUAGAUCAGUAUCAGUAUCUGUUUUCCGCUUACCACACCCGAGUCCUCGUGCUCUAAACAAUAGCAAUUGGGUGGAAAAGGCUAGCAACUUCUUGCAGAAAAACGGCCUAAUUACAAUAAUGCGCAAUGAGGUUAAAGGGGAAUAUGAUUCAUGUACAUCUAAGAAUAUUAAAUAAAAUAGUUUUAAUGUUUGUCUGGGCUUAACCUCAUAGAAUAUGAAA